Loxodonta africana (African savanna elephant) is the source of this 1765-nucleotide messenger RNA. RefSeq names its product arginine vasopressin receptor 1A (gene AVPR1A). The record is from RefSeq and is a predicted model, not a curated record. Gene Ontology annotation, molecular function: vasopressin receptor activity; peptide binding. Gene Ontology annotation, biological process: G protein-coupled receptor signaling pathway; regulation of systemic arterial blood pressure by vasopressin; cellular response to hormone stimulus. Gene Ontology annotation, cellular component: plasma membrane. The transcript is spliced from 2 exons. Lineage: Eukaryota; Metazoa; Chordata; Mammalia; Proboscidea; Elephantidae. The coding region runs from base 1 to 1257 and encodes 418 amino acids.
AUGCGUUUCUCCGGAGGCUCUGGCGAGGGGUCUGCGGGCAACUCUAGCUCGUGGUGGCCCCCGGCGGCCAGCGGCACCAACAUGAGCAGGGAAGCCGAGGCUCUCGGGGAAGGUGGUGGCCAGGAGCUGGACGUGCGGAACGAGGAGCUGGCCAAGCUGGAGAUCGCCGUGCUGGCGGUGACUUUCGCGGUGGCGGUGCUGGGCAACAGCAGCGUGCUGCUGGCGCUGCACCGCACGCCGCGCAAAACGUCCCGCAUGCACCUCUUCAUCCGCCACCUCAGCCUGGCCGACCUGGCCGUCGCCUUCUUCCAGGUGCUGCCGCAGCUGUGCUGGGAUAUCACCUACCGCUUCCGCGGCCCAGAUGGGUUGUGCCGCGUAGUGAAACACCUGCAAGUGUUAGGUAUGUUCGCGUCGGCCUACAUGCUAGUGGUCAUGACCGCAGACCGCUACAUCGCGGUGUGCCACCCGCUCAAGACGCUGCAGCAGCCGGCGCGCCGCUCGCGCCUCAUGAUCGCGGCUGCCUGGGUGCUGAGCUUCGUGCUGAGCACGCCGCAGUACUUCAUCUUCUCCAUGAUCGAGGUGAACAAUGUCACCAAAGCCUACGACUGCUGGGCCACCUUCAUCCAGCCCUGGGGGCCCCGCGCCUAUGUGACCUGGAUGACGGGCGGCAUCUUCGUGGCGCCCGUGAUCAUCCUGGUUACCUGCUACGGCUUUAUCUGCUAUCACAUCUGGCGCAACGUCCGCGCGAAGACUGCGUCGCGCAGGCACAAGGGCCUCGAGGGCGCGGGCAGCGCCUUCCAACAGGGGCUCCUGCUCGCGCCCUGUGUCAGCAGCGUGAAGACCAUUUCCCGCGCCAAGAUCCGCACGGUGAAGAUGACUUUCGUUAUCGUGACGGCUUACAUCAUCUGCUGGGCGCCCUUCUUCAUCAUCCAGAUGUGGUCCGUCUGGGAUGAAAAGUCCGCCUGGGUCGAUUCAGAAAACCCUACCAUCACUAUCACCGCAUUACUGGCUUCCUUGAAUAGUUGCUGCAAUCCCUGGAUAUACAUGUUUUUUAGUGGACAUCUUUUGCAAGACUGUAUCCAAAGCUUCCCGUGCUGCCGAAAUACGAAGCAAAAAUUCAACAAGGAAGAUUCUGACAGCGUAAGUAGAAGACAGACUUCCUACACUCACAACCGAAGCCCAACAAACAGUAUGGGUAUCUGGAAGGAUUCGCCUAAGUCUUCCAAGUCCAUCAAAUUCAUUCCUGUUUCAACCUGAGCUCCUUGCUUUGCAAACAGACUCUUAAAACAGACUUUCUGGCCCAUUAGCUGAAUACAACUAGAAAUCAUGAGAACAAAUUGAACUUAAUCUAUGCACUGGGUACAAGGCUAUGUUUCUAGUUGCAUUUUCGCAUUGCUAUGACCAAGGAUCUGUGAAUUAUUUUAUAUGAACUCUUUUCUUCAUAAAAACACAAUACACGAAAAUUUGCAAGCCUAAUUCCCAGAAAUAUACCAGAAGUUAUAUUUCUAAAAGAAAAAUCAUAACCACCCCGGCUUUAUAUUUCUGUUGUUGGUUCAUUUUUUUGUUUGUUUUGUUGUAAUUUUUUGGCUUAACUAAGGCCUGAUUGGUUUAAAAGUCAUUUCAUGACGGGGUACUAUUUCUGAACCAAGUAUGUUCAUCAUCAGCCUUAGUGUUUGAAAGGACUUAGGAAUGACUUCAGAGAAACUAUGUUUUCUUUCAGUAAAAUCAAUUCAACCUCAAAUGGUAGCCUGGAGAAAGGAUGAGA